This is a messenger RNA of Lachnellula hyalina, 756 nucleotides long. RefSeq lists its product as uncharacterized. The coding region runs from base 1 to 756 and encodes 251 amino acids. NCBI's taxonomy places the organism in Eukaryota, Fungi, Ascomycota, Leotiomycetes, Helotiales, Lachnaceae. Gene Ontology annotation, molecular function: protein binding. The transcript is spliced from 2 exons. The record is from RefSeq and is a predicted model, not a curated record.
AUGCCUGAUGCUGUCAACCACACAGUAAGCGCCGCCUCCGACGAACCGAAUGCCAAACGCCAGAAAAUGGAAGCGAAGAAGUUCCUUAAGGAUCUGCCUGCCGACGAAUUCAUCUGCGUGAUGAACGAGUGCUUGGAAGGAUCGAGAGUCAUCAUCAGCGUGGACGGCGUGGAACACUCUCUCCCAAAGAAGAUUGUAUGCAGCACCUCGAGUUUCUUUGACCGUGCCUUCAACGGAAACUUCAAAGAGGGGAACGAACAGAAGAUGGAAUUGAAGGAUGUCAAGAAGAAGCCGUUCUAUCUUGCCGUACAGUGGAUGUUCACUGGACAGAUUGUACUGCCCACAGCAUGCGACGGUAGUGCAGAGAUAAUUACUGAGCUCAUUGGCUUCCUCGAACUUGCUGAUCGGCUGGAUAUCAUGGGCCCGUUUGAUUCUAUUAUUGGGACAAUGCGCUCAAAGAUGCAUUCUAAUCGGAAUGCGCUUUUGCCGCAACAUAUUCGAGAUGUUGCCAAACUGCCUCGAAACCACCCCGCCCGCGCACUGAUUGCUAUAGCUUGUGUUGGACCAUAUGCUUCGGCUGUCAAAAAUCCAGAUACAUUCGGAUUCAAAGCGGAGCUCGAGGAGGUAGAAGGUUUUGCAUCGGAUUUGUUCAAGGCUUUCGGGAGCACGCUCCGUUUAUUUAAAAGCUACACUUCAGUCACUAUUGUUGAUCCGUUGACGAGUGUAACAGUUGAAAUUGAUAGCGAUCACUUUUAA